CGGCUCAAGUCUGCGCUUCCAGGUUCAGUUUCAGGGUCUCGCCGGCAGCCCCGGCCGGCGGGCGCGCGGCGAUCAGCGGGGCCGCGACGGCUGGGUCCUCCGGGGGGUUCCCCGGAGUUGGGAGGCGGCGUCCGGGAGUCCCCGGAGGAGGAUGGGCUGCGGACACAGCAGGCUGAGCUGCUGCAAAGCCCCCAAAAAGAGGCGCCAAAAACCAGAUCAGCCCCCCAGACCAGAGCCACAGGAACUAGGUCCCCUCAAUGGGGACACAGCCACAGCUGUCCAGCUCCGUGCAUCUGAGGAGGCUGAGCAGUGCCAGAAGGAGAUAACCAGAAUUCUCCAGCAACACAAAGAGGACAGGAAGAAAUGGGCACAACAGGUGGAGAAGGAGAGGGAGCUAGAGCUUCGAGAGAAACUGGAUGAACAGCGAAGAGUCCUGGAGGGAGAGCAUGAGGAGACCCUGCAAG
Messenger RNA from Leptonychotes weddellii (Weddell seal), 464 nucleotides. Lineage: Eukaryota; Metazoa; Chordata; Mammalia; Carnivora; Phocidae. The record is from RefSeq and is a predicted model, not a curated record.